This is a messenger RNA of [Torrubiella] hemipterigena, 4716 nucleotides long. The record is from the annotation of a GenBank genome assembly. NCBI's taxonomy places the organism in Eukaryota, Fungi, Ascomycota, Sordariomycetes, Hypocreales, Clavicipitaceae.
UUCCCCCCGGGCACCACCGAGAAGAGCCCCCCCAUCAAUUUCCCACCCUCCCACCUUUGUGCUCCUCGUCAACAUUUCUCUUGCCACCAUCACCGUUUGUUUCCUUCAGCUUCUCAUCACUGCGUAUUUAGGAGAACCUCAGUGUGAUUUCUUGCCUGCUUCAAUUCCUAGCUGGCUGCAACCAUCCGUCCAUCGAAUUUUCACAAAUCCUCCCCCGACAGGGUCCACGAAAAUCAUCUUGUUGCUUCGACCAGCACACUUUCGCUCAACCCGACUCGCCGCCGCCGCCCCAGCUCGAAAUAGCUCGAUAAUGCUUCGAUAAAUCACACGGCCACUGCCGAAUCACUCGCCUUACUUUGACGGGCGUGACUUGCCGCAAAUCUUGUAGUUGGCAAGAGGAGCGGCAUGCAUACUCGAAUCUCGGCGGCCACAUCCAAUUCACCACCAUGGAUUCCACAGACCAGACUCUCCAGCAGCCGCUGCCGGAGCAGCAGGGCCAGCCAGAACAGCACAAACAUGACGAUGUAACACUACCUAAGCCCUCUGCUCUUCCUUCUUCCGCAUCGUUACCUCUGAGAACCACUUCGAGCACACCAGUGUCGUCGACUGGUCUCUUCAGCCCCGCGCCUCGACACCUCCGCGAUCAUCCCAUCACAUCCUUCUCCGAAAGUAGCUCGCCAGCACCAGCGGCUGCUAGCGUCUCUUUUCUUCACCCCCUACAGAACUUCAGAGUUCGAGAAACACACAAGGCUCUAAUUGACAGUGAUACCAUUACUGGUCGUAAGAUGAUCAAUCAGUAUGAAGUCAUUGAAGAAAUUGGCCGCGGCAUGCAUGGCAAGGUAAAACUUGCUCGCAAUGUUGCAACUGGCGACAAUGUCGCCAUCAAGAUUAUUCCCCGCUUCUCGAAGAAGCGCCGACUCGGAAAACUUACCGCCCGAAUGCCCGAAGACAAAACAAAGAAAGAGAUCGCCAUUCUCAAGAAGAUCCGCCACCCCAACGUUGUCGCUCUUCUCGAAAUCAUUGACGACCCCGAGCUGAAGAAAAUUUACAUGAUCCUUGAACACGUUGAGCUUGGCGAAGUCGUGUGGCGAAAGAAAGGUGUACCAUACGUCUUCUUGUACGAACGUCGUCGGGCGGAACGUGAUAUCAAGGGAGAACCCAAGACAGCUGAAGAGGUCCAAUACGAUCAGUAUCUGGAGCGUCGUAUGGCUCUCAAAAACUACAAGCGGGCCAAGAUGGCGGAGCAGAUGCAAGCAGCACCUGCUGAGUUUUGGAGCGUGGAACAUGGUGCUGCCGAUGAACAUAGCAGCGUGUCCCGCGUUUCUUCCAAGUAUGAUGUAGCGGGCUCCGAAGGUCGGGAAUCCGGUGCAGCUUCGCCAGCCGGGUUAUCUCACUCAUCACGGCGAGACUCAGUGGCUCUCUCUGGCCAGGCCCCUUCAGAGCUUGAAGAGGAUGUCUUGUGGGGCGACGACCUCCAAACCCCUGGUCCCCUCACCGCCAACAAUGAUCCCUACGAUGCUGUCGAUGGGGGCAUGUUCCCUGACGAUGGCCCAUGUCUUCGCGAGCGGUCGCCUAGCAUGGCUGACUCGAUCAUGUCCCACAUGUCCUCUAUCGAUUUCAACCCACAGGACCCUGACCCGUUCGCGGAUGACUACUCCUAUGUGCCGUGCUUCACUUUCGACCAAGCUCGAUCCGCUUUCCGAGAUACAGUACUUGGAUUAGAGUACCUUCACUAUCAAGGAGUUGUUCAUCGUGAUAUUAAGCCUGCCAACUUGCUGUGGAGCAAGGAUCACCGUGUCAAGAUCUCCGACUUUGGUGUAUCAUACUUUGGCCGCCCCAACCGCGAUGGUGAACCCGAGGACAUCGUUACAGAGUCUGAAGCGAGAGACUUUGACGAUGAUCUUGAGCUUGCUAAGACUGUCGGAACCCCCGCAUUUUUCGCCCCUGAGCUUUGCUAUACAGACAUCGAAAAGGAACAGCCAAAGGUCUCUGAGCAAAUCGAUGUUUGGUCUUUGGGUGUGACACUGUACUGCCUCAUUUUCGCUCGUAUCCCCUUCUUGGCCGAGGAUGAGUUCCAAAUGUUCAAGAAGAUUGCUACUGAAGAUGUUUAUAUCCCUCGUGUUCGCCUGGCUCCCGUCAACCCAACAACAUCCCCCGAUACGCAGAACUUGGUAUUUCGACAAAACGUUCGCCCUUAUCGUGAUGAUGGUGACAUCAUCUACGAAGAUGUUGAUGAUGAGCUGUACGAUUUGAUGUCCAAGAUGUUGAUCAAGAAUCCCGAGAAGCGUAUUCGCCUUCGAGACAUCAAGCGCCACCCGUGGGUGUUGAGAGGCAUCUCCAACACAAUUGGCUGGCUUGAUGACACAGACCCGUCUCGUCCUCAUGAUGGUAGGAAAAUUCAAGUUGACGAACGGGACGUGUCGUCGGCCGUUGUGCCGCUCACAUUUCUUGAAAAGGCGCGCUCUGCCGUCCGCAAAGCUGUGGGCAAGGUUAUCAACCCUCUUGGCGAGCGCCCCGAUGUUAAAUCUAGGCGACGUGCUACAAGUAGCGCCAACAGCUCCGUCAAUGAAGCCGCUUUCAGGAGCAUACCGGCUACGCCCCUCUACCACGCCGAACGACGAACACAAUUCCACGACGAUCUUUUUGGCAGAGGCCUGCCCAUGUCACCUGCUAUGGAUAAUGUAUCCAUCAUUGCCACGGUGACAGGCAGUGAGCCUGAUAUCUAUGAUCCACUGGCUACAGUCUCUGCAUCUGAGGCGCCCCAUGUACGCGCCCAUCGACAUGGUUUGAGCGAGGCAUCGCUCCAAGAUAUGCAAGCUGGCGCAGCCAGACUCUGGCACCGACCAACAGCAUCACACGGUAAGAUCAACACCAAUCAGUUUUUAAGCCUUGCUCCCUUUCUCGGGCAAUCGUAUAUGCCUAAGCAUGAUGGCACCGCCGAAAGGACGGCCCCCGCAACACAAGGAAUCCUGCGACUGACCCGCGACUCAGAAUCCACCGGCAGCGGAGCUUCUCGAUCGCACUCCAACGAAAAGUUUGGCCUUUUCAAUGGUGCUGACCGUGGAGUCGCCAGCGUUGGUCUCGGUAAGCCCGUGCUUGCUGGUCCUGCUCGCGGACUCGCAAGCCCCCUGCCUCUGCGUCCAGCUGAGACUGACCGUGAACGUUUGGCUGGCGGCCACGAAUCCUCGUUAUCGUCGUCGCCUAUGUCGCGCUACGAGCACUUCAAUCCUGGAUCUGAGCCUGUCUCGUACCAAGAGUCUAUCUUGAGUCGUUCCCAAGCGCGAUCUCGGGCAGAAAGCGGAACUAGCGUGCGGGCACAAGCUGCACAAUCGUCGAACAGCAACGUGCAGGCCCUAUCAUUCGGACCCAAGGUUGCCGACAAGCAGCCCAACCCGCCGUGUGAGACAAGGCCCAAGAGCGCCAUCAGCGAGGCGUUGGCUGCUGCUACCGCUGAGAGACCACAGCAGCCUCUCCGCGGCAUCACCGCAACGACGGUACAGUCUUCGAGCACCGAGUCGAUUGAGGCUUGCGUCGGCACACCAUUGACCUGCCCCAGUGAAGCGACAAGCCCUGUUGGCACCACACACCCUGGAAAGAAUACGUCUGAUCGGAUGCUGGCUUUCCAAUCAGACCCCUCGCUUCCCGCGCUGCUGAGCGGUGCAAGCUCGGUGUCAGCUGACGUCGAAUCUGAGAUUCUCGGGCACCUUGAUGUCACGAAUAACCAGACGCCGCUGUUGCAAACAACGGAUUCACUGACACCUCCAGCUCUGAUGAAGGAAUCGGAGGCCGGAUUCCCUCUUGAUGCUGUUUUGGCAAGCCCAACCACUCUGGACGGCGCACCAGUUGCAAUGCAGCUUGCCACUGAAACAGCAGCUCCUUCGGUGAAUAAUGAUGCGGAUGCUGGCGACGUUGACGAAGAUGACGACGGUAGCGACGACGGAUUCUUGCAAAUGGCCAAGUCGAAGAACCACAAGACGCUUGGUGCGAAUCCUCCUGCCCCGCGUCGUCCUCCGUUUGAGGCUAGACGACGAGACACGGCCAUUAGCAAUAUUAGCACGGCCAGCGAUGAGACAGCGAAGCGCGUUGUGUUUUACGAUUAAAGAAGCUUGAUGAGGGAUGGUCACGUUUAUCACACUAAUACCAGGCAGAAAGCUUUGGGCUCUGUUUUGGUGUUUAUGAAGGCACCGCUGGGUGCACUUUCUACCUGUUUUCUUUUUGUUCCACCACUUGAUUUUGCGUUUUUUGUUUUUCAUAUAUUCAUAUAGCGGCAUUUGCAUUAAAGACCGGGUUGGGUAAUGGGUUGGUCUUAACAUCAUUAUGGGGAAACAUGGAAAUAUACAAGGCAGGCAUUUUGCAAUUUUUCCCGCGUCUUUUUCUUUCGUCUAUUCUACUGGUUUCUGUGGAUGGUGAGGUUUUCUGAGAGAUUGGAUGGCUCUGCAGAGAUGGCAUAAGGCAGGGGCAACCCGUCAUUUGCUGUCCGCUGCUACGCUUCAUACAUUUGUACUUUGCUUUCAGCGCACAACGGCGUCACUGUUUUGACUCGUCAUAGAGUGAAGUACAGUGGAAGAACUGGGCUGGGAAUGUGUCGUACUUUGCUGCGACUAGAGGUGAUUGGUAACAAGGGAGGCAAGAUUGGCUUAUCCUGAGUGCAGGUAACGACUUGAUGGCCAUUGCCAUGUAAUUUACAUUUUUUUAUUUACACUUUUCUUCCUUCCA